AUGGAGUCGGUCGAACCGCUGCCGCUGCGGGAAGCGCUGCCGCCGAUCCUCGAGUUCUAUGGCCACCUCAUCGGCUACUGCAUCGUGCUUGGCCUCAUCUACCUCUUCACCGUGCGCUGCGCUGAGCGCUUCGAGGAGAAGCCGCCCACGGAGCGACCGGUGCUGUCGACGGACCUCAUGCAAGAGAUGAGCGACGCCGAAGAUGAGAGCGACGAGGACGAAGAGCCUGCCAAGGACGAGCCCAUCGAAGAGAUCGACACGGACAACAUGCUCAAAGCCGACGGCUCCAAGAACGAAAAGGCGCGUCCGGCGCCCAAGAAGCCAGCGUCCAAGCCGACGCCGGGGGCUUUUCCCAAGGAGCUCAAUCCGCUCACGUACCAGCCCAAGGAAGACGAAAACGUCUCGUUCGUCGACCUCCACAACGCGAUGCUCAACCGCUACAAGGAAAAAUUCCCCGAGCACGGACCCAACGUCGCGGGACCCGUUGUCGACGACGACUACGACGACGAGAUGAAGGAGCUCAUGGCCAAGCACCUGCCCGAAGAGCUCCGGCAGCGUCGCGCCAAGAAGCCCUCGAAGUAG
Molecule: messenger RNA, 582 nt
Organism: Saprolegnia diclina VS20
Lineage: Eukaryota; Oomycota; Saprolegniomycetes; Saprolegniales; Saprolegniaceae
Exons: 5
Coding region: 1-582 (193 amino acids)
Source: RefSeq, a predicted model, not a curated record